Messenger RNA from Penicillium bovifimosum, 1344 nucleotides. RefSeq names its product FAD-dependent oxidoreductase. The record is from RefSeq and is a predicted model, not a curated record. The transcript has 4 exons. The coding region runs from base 1 to 1344 and encodes 447 amino acids. Gene Ontology annotation, molecular function: monooxygenase activity; FAD binding. NCBI's taxonomy places the organism in Eukaryota, Fungi, Ascomycota, Eurotiomycetes, Eurotiales, Aspergillaceae.
AUGCAAAACAUGUCGGGCUGGAGAAGUCUAAACGUAGGCGUCAUUGGCGGUGGUAUUGGCGGUAUGUCUGUUGCGGUUGCCUUGCGUCGCGCUGGACAUACCGUGACCAUUUACGAGAAGUCGGAUUUCGCAGGCGAGGUUGGCGCUUCGGUCUCGUGUGCUGCCAACGGAACCCGCUGGCUACACGAGUGGAACGUGGAUAUUGCCAAAGGUGACCCUGUUGUCCUGAAGAAACUCAUCAAUCGCGACUGGAAGACGGGAGAACCUGUCAGUGUGUAUGAUUUGGACGACUAUGAAAAGCGUUGGGGAUAUGUAUACAACAUGUUCCAUCGCCAGUAUAUGCAUACCAUGCUUCAGGAUGCAGCCUUGGGCGAGGGCGAAGGUACCCCGGCAACGCUUAAAGUGAAUCAUCGGUGCCGCGAUAUCGAUCUGAAGACGAGCACGAUCGUAUUCGAGAACGGAGAGGUUGUAUGUCACGAUCUGAUUAUCGGAGCUGAUGGAAUUGGGUCAGCCGUUCGCAAGGUCCUUGGAAUUACCCCAGAAAAGCGCCCUUCCGACCAAAGCUGCUUGCACACAAAUGUGACAACCGAGGAAGCCGUCAGACUCGGCCUGGCCGACUACUCCAAAGAUAGCGCACUGGAGUACUGGGGCGGGCAAGAGGGAAAAUGGGACAAGAUCGUUCUGUCCCCAUGUAACGGUGGCAAGCUCUUGUCCUACUACUGCUUCUUCCCGCGCGAGAAGGGCGACUAUUCCACACAGACAUGGGGAGCUGAAGACCGCCCUGUCGAGGAACUCCUCGACCCGUACCCAGAACUGGACCGACAAGUAUAUGGCCACCUGCAAAUUGGAAAGGAGAUCAAGCCAUGGCGUCUGUGGGUCCAUGAGCCUUAUCCGUACAUCCGACGCGGUAACACUUGUCUCUUGGGGGAUGCUGCACACCCGAUGAUGCCUCAUCAAAGCCAAGGAGCCUGCAUGGCCAUCGAAGAUGCAGCAGCCCUUGGAAUUUUGUUUAGCAAGCGGUAUUUUGCUGGGGAUAUCGACCAGGCGCUGGCAGUAUACGAGGAGGUGCGUCUGCCCCGUGUUACCCGGGUACAGGCCGCAGCAGCCAAGGCGGCUUAUAACAUCAACGAACGGAUUGGCUUUUCUGCCAACAAAGACAUCCCCACAUACAAAGUCGAAGACGCGAACAAGGUCUUGACCAUCGAGGAAAUGAACGCCUACGAUAUGUACAAAGACAUCGAGGAGAAACUCGCCUCAAAACAGGGCACAACUUACACCGGCGCCUUCCUGUGCGGACUGCCCAUCGGACUUGAGCUUCCAAAUGGGAUCACCAUCGGCGCAUGA